Molecule: messenger RNA, 840 nt
Organism: Saprolegnia parasitica CBS 223.65
Lineage: Eukaryota; Oomycota; Saprolegniomycetes; Saprolegniales; Saprolegniaceae
Exons: 1
Coding region: 1-840 (279 amino acids)
Source: RefSeq, a predicted model, not a curated record
AUGGCCCGCGGGACCAAGUACUCGACCGCCGAAGACCUGCGUCUCGCCCGCGCGAUCGUGGCCGCCGCCCGCAGUCAGAGCGACGACAACGUCAAGCUUUUCUGGAUGGACGUGUACAGCCACUUUGCGGCUCUUGGAAAGCAAAUCCGCGCCGCCGACAUGCGCUCGCCCAGCGGCGUCGAGCAGCACUGGCACAGCGUCGCCGACAACAUGCGCCGCUUUGCGAAGAUCCACGAGGCCGUGGUGACAACCAGCGUCGACGAAGAGGAUGCCAUGGCGAUGGCAUGCACCAAGUACGUGCAGGACAGCGGCCGCGUGUUCAAGCACCUUGAAGUGUGGCAGUACCUCCGUGACGAAGCACCAUUGUCAUACAAAGCCUUGCUGACAGGGCACCCCCGGUUUCCUGUUGCGGACGCGUCAACACCCAUUGAGAAGCUCGUGACAGACCGUGCGCCUGAGAACGCGCUGCCGACGCCCGCCCCGGUGCAAGAGCCGAGCCGGACCAGUGACGCGACUUCAACGCCCAUGGAGGAGACGCCAGUGGCAACCUCUAGCCGUGCCAGCAGCAACACGACAGCCACCAAGAAGCGCAAGGCCAUUGACUAUCCGGCCGCCAUGCUGGCGCAGCGGCAGCGAAAGAAUGAUCUGUUGGCGCAGCACAACGAGCUCUUGCGCCAGCUUGUGGAUGCUCAAUCCACGAUGGCACAUGUCGCCGCCUUCGCACAAGCACCUGCCGACGAGCGCGAGCAAGCGGCAGCACUGCAGCGCCGUGUGAUGCUUGCACGGCUAGAAAAGGAAGCAAAAGCACUGGGACUUGACGUCGCCAGCUCGAAUCGGUAG